AUGUAUCAAACUCAUCACCAGAGUAGGUUGCAGGCGCAUCAUGCCAGCCUGUGCGUUGUGCAAGGGCAGCAGCCACAACCACCGCAGCAGGCGCAGUAUCAUGCUGGUCAUCUGCAACAGCAACAGCAGCAGCAGCCGCUGCCGCCACCACCGCCGUACCCACAGCAGUCGGCACAGCAGCAGCAUCAGCAACAGCAUACACAGCACCAGCAACAGCAUGGAAUGCAGCGUGGUGCUAAUCAAGGCUUCAGCAUACCUCGGACUGUUUCCACGCCUACGUGGAUGUCGAGCGCGAACCCGGCGGUACACAUGCACUCGCAUCCGUCCAGCAUCAAUGCUGCUGUUGCCACGGCUGCGACGGCUGCGACUGCGGGUCCAUCGGCGCCUUCCUCUUCGUCGUCGUCCGGAUCGCUGCUGUCGUACUGGGACCAGGGCGCGACGAGCGACAGCGAGCUUACCAUGACAUCGGCCAUGACGCCGGGCGAUGCGCAUCAUCACUCCAUGUCAGAGAUGCCAAGCAGCGGUGGUGCUCACCAUCGAUAUGCUUCAACGGCUUCGUUGCCAGCUAUCUCACCGACCGGUAUGGCUAGUGGUGCGCAUUCGUCUUCGUCGCACGUGAGUAGCGCAGGUAGUUCGUACGCGUACAUGGCGGUGGGUGGAUCCGACUACCAUGCGUAUGGUGUGCGGCCUGCGUCCAUGUCCAUGUCGGCAACUCAGCCGCAGCAGUACGGCUACCACUCGACGCAUCAACACGCUCCAUCGUCGGGCAUGACUGGCGGUCUGGCCUACUCUUCCUCGGUCUCCACUCCGCUGCCAUCGUCCGGCUUGAUGUACGCAUCGUCCAACUCCUCUGCCUCGCUUGGCGCAGCUGCCAACUAUGACAGCUACGCACAGCCAUCACUCUCUUCGCAAUACGUCUCGUACUUGCCGCCCGCUCUGCAUGAUUCGCGCUUCUACCCUCUCAACCCGUUCGAGAUCAAGCAUCGACGACGUACCACAAAGACGCAAUUCCGAGUGCUCGAAUCAACGUUUCGAGAGAUUCCGAAACCCAAUGCGACACUGAGGAAGCAAAUCAGCGCUCAGCUCGACAUGCCGGUCCGAGCGGUACAGAUCUGGUUUCAGAACCGAAGGGCCAAGGCGAAAGCGAUGGAGAAGAAGAGGCAGGAUGCGUCAGGGGGUGUAGCACAGAGUGGUGGCGGAGGUGGGAACACGAGUAGUAGCAGUGGCGACGUCGGUAGUGGUGUGGCGGCAGAAAGGGGGAGGGUGCAAUCUGGAGGGAUGGCGGGUGGAUCUCAUGCGUACGGUGAAGCUGGAGAGCACAAGUACGAAGAUUUGCGCAGCGCGGGGCAACAGACCGACUUACCGUUCGGGCACAGCAUGCUUCGUCCCGGAAGCAGAUCGAUGGAUCUUCCUCCGCUCCGCAUGGGCAUGGACCAUCUGCGUGGAGACAGCUACACGACUGCCACCACCUCAGCUUCUUCGACACCAUCUACCGCGUCCACAGCUCGUCCGAUCGACGCGUCACGCGAUCGAGAUCGAAAAUUGGGCUCCUCUCUAACCUCUUCCAUGGCGAUCCAUCCGUCUUCGACAUUCAACAUUGUCGGUGGAGCAGGACAAGCAGAGUAUCCAGACGAGCAGGCUGGCGUCCAUCGCGGAGCCAUUGCACACCACACUGCGCUCCCCGGACCUGCUAUCCUCGCUGGCGCAACUGGUGAAGACAUACAACACGCCACAGGCGCAAGCCUGCUCAGCGCCGGCAUGCCUUCCACCUCUUCCGACCGCCCAUCCUCGCGAAUGUCCACGCUGCCACCCCCCACUCUCCCCAGCCCCUCUUCGCGAUCCUUCACCGACGACCACUCGAUCCGCUUCUGA
Mycosarcoma maydis (corn smut) is the source of this 1872-nucleotide messenger RNA. RefSeq lists its product as uncharacterized. NCBI's taxonomy places the organism in Eukaryota, Fungi, Basidiomycota, Ustilaginomycetes, Ustilaginales. The transcript has a single exon. Gene Ontology annotation, molecular function: RNA polymerase II cis-regulatory region sequence-specific DNA binding; DNA-binding transcription factor activity, RNA polymerase II-specific. The coding region runs from base 1 to 1872 and encodes 623 amino acids. Gene Ontology annotation, cellular component: nucleus. Gene Ontology annotation, biological process: regulation of transcription by RNA polymerase II. The record is from RefSeq and is a predicted model, not a curated record.